This is a messenger RNA of Penicillium griseofulvum, 759 nucleotides long. RefSeq names its product glutathione S-transferase family protein. The record is from RefSeq and is a predicted model, not a curated record. The transcript has 3 exons. The coding region runs from base 1 to 759 and encodes 252 amino acids. NCBI's taxonomy places the organism in Eukaryota, Fungi, Ascomycota, Eurotiomycetes, Eurotiales, Aspergillaceae.
AUGGCUCAACCAAAUAUUACCCUAUACACGGCCCAGACCCCCAAUGGCAUCAAGAUCUCCAUAGCGCUAGAGGAGCUUGGCCUGCCAUAUAAGGUCGAGAAAAUUGACAUGUCAAAGAACACUCAAAAGGAAGACUGGUUCCUAAAGAUCAACCCCAAUGGCCGCAUCCCUGCCUUGACAGACACCUUUACCGACGGCAAGGAGAUCCGGCUAUUUGAAUCUGGUAGCAUUCUGGAAUACCUAGCAGAACAGUACGACACAGACCACAAGAUCUCAUUCCCCAAAGGCACACGGGAAUACUAUGAAAUGAAGAGCUGGCUAUACUUCCAGAAUGCAGGCGUAGGACCCAUGCAAGGCCAAGCCAACCACUUCUCGCGGUACGCCCCCGAGCACAUUGAGUACGGCGUGAAGCGAUACGUCAACGAGUCACGCCGUCUGUAUGGUGUUUUGGACAAGCAUCUCGCAGAGUCCAAGUCUGGUUAUCUUGUCGGUGACCACGUCUCUAUUGCCGAUAUCUCACACUGGGGUUGGGUAUCUGCUGCAGGAUGGGCCGGUAUCGAAAUUGACGAUUUCCCGAAUGUUAAGGCUUGGGAGGAGCGUAUGUUACAGCGACCGGGUGUUGAGAAAGGUCGUCAUGUUCCUUCCCCUCAUACCAUUAAAGAGCUCCUCAAGGAUAAGGCCGCUAUGGAGAAAACGGCUGCUGAAUCUAGGGCUUGGGUUCAAAAGGGGAUGCAGGCCGAUGCAAAGCGCAAUGCUUAA